ACUUCUUCGGCCUUUCAAAACAAGUAGCAUUUCUAUAUAAAAUAAUCAUCCAAUGCACUUCUUUUCUUUUUCUUUUCUUUUUUCUUUUUGUUCUGCUUCUUUUUCAUAAGUUUCUACAAUAGCAAAUGACCAAACAUAAUCUAUUUAGCUCAGAAAAGAAUCUGCCAUUCCAAUAUGAAGCUGCCAAGCGAAUUGAUUUCUUAGAUUAUACAAAAGAGAACCUUCAAUCAUUUAUAAAGCAUCAUUGCACAGUCCUAGGAAAGCCUUUGGUCGUGUCAAAUAUGCACAAAUCAAAUGGCUGGUCUGAUGCAGCUUUUAGCCUAGAAAGACUUAAGACAUACUGUGGAAAUUUAGAGGUGGAUCUUGACCUACAAAAGCAAGCUGAAGUAAAGAAAACGAAAGCGCCAUUAGGAAGUUACAUAGAAAGUAUUCAACAUAAAUACAAGUUCGAUCAGCCUGUUCUAAAUCAUCAUGAGAAGCUUCCUUUUUCGAUUGAAAAAGUAUACGCAAAAGAUAUUGUAUGUCCAAACGAAUAUCAAACCGCGCUGAGGAAUUUCUUACCAGAAUACCUGUUGCCUCACGGAAGCGAGGAUCUCUUCACUUUUCUACCUGAUCGAUUCAAAGCUGAAAAUCUCAUGUGCUAUGUAGGUCAAGACAUGACGGGUACUCCUAUUCAUCGUGAUUUAUGCGGCACAAUGGGUCAUAAUGUCAUGACCAUGGCAAGUGAAGAUGCCUUUGCAGAGUGGCUCAUUGUUGAGUGCCAACACCGAGAUGAUCUUGCUUGCUUGAUCGAUCCUGAAGACGAUGAUCACCAGCGUCACUUUAGACAUAUAGGCCGCAAUAAAAGACGAUCUGGACGACCCAGUACCGCAGUUAACAGUCAUGUCACCAAGAGUUCCUUUAUGGAAAGUGAUCGUGCCUGGCUCAAUUAUGACAAGAUCUUAAAGGCCAAUUUCAAGGUACAGGUUAUCGUUCAGCGUAAAGGUGAUCUUGUUAUUAUUCCCAGUCGUGCCUAUCACCAAGUUCGCAAUAGUGGUAUCUCUAUCAAAGUCGCAUGGAACCGAAUUACGCCACAAACAUUAACCUUUGCAUUUCAAGAUCAAUUACCACUCUAUCGUAUCAUUAGUCGCCCUGAAGUCUACAAAUGCAAGGCCAUUGUCUCUUUUACUUUGCAAGAAUGGAACCGCCAGAUAAAUGACCUUGUGCGCGACCAAUCUAAACGUACAUAUUCUAUUCCUAUCUUGUGCUAUGGUAGUGACAACUUUAUAGAGAACUCGAGGCAAUUGCUUGAUAUUUUCCUUGAAAAAGUCAUUUUGCCCGAACUACUCUUUGAUGAUGACAAAGAAGGUAUUGUUGCCGAUGCUGCCGGUGAAGUAUGUACUGUCAAAUGUGAUUUCUGUCAUGGCGAUAUCUUUUGUCACUAUUACCAUUGCGAUAUUUGCAACCAAUACGAUUUAUGCUUAGAUUGCUAUUCAAUUGGCCGUAGCUGUCAACAUGUUACAGAAAUGCAAAUGUACAAAAGUCCUGAAAGUAUCAUGAAUGCAGUCAAAACCUAUCUCAAUUAUGUGAAAAAUGUAAAUGCGACAUUUAAUGGAGAUCUUAUUCCAAAUAGAUCGCUUGAUGUGUUAAGAAAUUCACCGCAUGAUCAUCCUGCUAAUUUGGCUACCACCUGUCGUCGUAUAGAAAGAUAUCGUCGAAAAAGAUCUCAUAAUUUCAAUAUCUUAGAAUGCAAUCAUUGCUCUGCUGCUACAACUGUAUCGGAAUUAGGCGAGCAGGGUAUUAGUUUACUUAGUAUCUUUAAGCGUAGCUGGUGUAAACAUGCAUCCAGAAAAGCUCGACAAGAAGGUGUCAAUUACUAUACUUGUCUUUCAUGCGUAGAAAGAUGCAGGUCAUGUCAACCACUUGAAGUCAAUACAGAGUCUCUUAAAGAUUAUGAUUUGGUAUACUAUCUUCAUCCUAGUCAUGAUGAACGUAACCGAGGUGGGUUUAUUGAUCUUGAUAUGAAGAGGACAUGUGAUAUCCCCCAAACAACAAAAAAGAUGAUUUCUACUUCCCGUGGUCCUUCCAGAAAAAAGGCUCGAAAAUGAAUAGUAUAUAUUUACUGAAUACAACAACAAUGGCUUAAACAAGAGCUCUUAGUAUUCUCUUCUUCCCUUAAAUUAUUCUGACUUCUACUUGAAUUCACUAUGUAAAUAUUGCAUGUUAGUCUGAUAAAACAAACAAACAAAGAGUAAGAUUAUUACCAUUGGUAUCAUGAUUUGAAGAG
Messenger RNA from Gilbertella persicaria, 2266 nucleotides. RefSeq lists its product as uncharacterized. Bases 126 to 2087 code for a protein of 653 amino acids. The record is from RefSeq and is a predicted model, not a curated record. The transcript has 4 exons. Lineage: Eukaryota; Fungi; Mucoromycota; Mucoromycetes; Mucorales; Choanephoraceae. Gene Ontology annotation, cellular component: cytoplasm.